UAUAAAACAGCUUAAUAACGGCAAAUCAUUUCUUGAAGUGUUUAAAAGCGUGCAGUUUCCGCGAAAAUGCAGCAUACCGGAUAUUGCGGAACACGUAAAAUACUCCCGCGUGCGAUUAAAACAAGCGAUACUUUAGUGCGUAAUAACUUUAAUAUUAGGUGUCACAGUUUACUUUAGGCCGUGACAAAUCUGUUAUGUCGCGAUUCUCUCUAUAAUUAAUAGCACGGAUAAUCGCUUUACCGGAAAUAAUAGCCUAGUUGUACCACUUUGAAAAGUAGGUCGAUGAAGGAAAACUGGUUUUUAGAUUGUAUUGGUUGCAAGCCAAUAUCUGAGAUUUUUGGUCGAUGUGGUGAUGUUUGCAGAUUUAUCGCUAUUUCUACGCAGUAGGCUACAUUUGGCGUCCUCCGCUCAAUUUUCUGACAAUUGACGGUCUUGCUGGCUGAAACAAUAUGUAAAGAUGCACCCGAUUUCUUGGGAAGCAGUGAACAUAAUUGAGGAUUUUAUUGCGCGCGUUGGAAGCAGUCCAGCUCAUUGAAUACCAUGGAGCUCCUGGAAGAAGACCUCACCUGUCCGAUUUGCUGCUGUCUUUUCGAAGACCCGCGAGUCCUCCCCUGCUCGCACAGCUUUUGUAAGAAAUGUUUGGAGGGCAUUCUGGAUGGAAACCGAGGUCCCACGUGGAGACCGCCGUUCAAGUGUCCGACUUGUCGGAAGGAAACCCUGCACAAUGGCAUCCACAGCCUUCAAGUCAACUACUCCUUACGUGGAAUCGUGGAGAAGUACAAUAAAAUAAGGAUGUCCCCGAAGAUGUCGCUCUGUCGACAGCACAGCUGCCAGCCGCUCAAUAUAUUCUGUGCCACGGACUUGAAACUGAUAUGUGGGUUUUGCGCUACAACGGGGGAUCACAAAGGGCACAAAUUCUGCGCAUUGGAAGAGGCUUACCAACAAGAGAAAACCGCCUUCGAAGAACUAUUCAAACGCUUCGAAAACUGGCGAAGCGCUGAUGUGCUGUCCUGUUUGGAGUCUUUAGAAGCCAGCAAGAAGAAAUCGUUACAGCUGGUUACCAAAGACGCCGAAAAGGUAACCGAGUAUUUCGAUAAGUUGAUAUGCACACUAGAUUAUAAGAAAAACGAGAUACUUUCAGAUUUUGAAACGCUGAAGUUGGCUGUGAUGCAGUCGUACGACCCAGAGAUAAACAAACUGAGAGCGGUCCUGGAUGAACAGAGGCGAGCCCUCAGCAUCGCCGAAUCGUUCAAAGAUGUAUCCGAUCCGCUCUGUUUUCUCCAGCAAAUGCAGGAAUUUAGGGAAAAGCUGAGGGUGAUUCGGGAAACUACACUGCCCUCUCGAAGCGACAUGGAUGUCGGAUCCCUGAUGAAAAACUUUGACGUAAAGAGCUGGGACUCUGUGAUGCUCAGAGAUGUGGACAAGCUCGCGGCUCCGCACGAGGACGGCGCCUACGGCUCCGCCAGUGUAAGGUUUUCCAAAGCGUUGUGGGGACUCUUCGUUUUAGUUUGUCUCGCACUGUCUGCGCUGUUGUUUGUGGAGCCGGCCGACCUCUCUCUAAUUUCUGCCCGUGUCUCCGCAGUCGGUCACUCCUACUUACCGGCGACGGUAGAGGUGGCCAACUACGCUGCAUUUUGCUGGAGCGAGGUGGCUAGGGUGUGUCUGUCUCUCUAUGAGGUAUGCCAGAAGUGUGUCCUCUGUCUGCUUAAUGCAACUGCAAACUUAAUUUGCUGUUGCAAGCUGCUUUAGGUUUGUUUGUCAGUCCAGUAGCUCGCUCUGUCAUACGUAUGCUUGUGCGUUUCCUAUUCCCCUUUAAAGAUAUGGAUCGCAAAGUUGUCACUACAAAUAGUUUUUUGCUCUUACUUUCCCAGGCAAAGUGUUCUUAUUUCCUAUUUCUGUUAACGAAAGUAAUUAAGGAGGUUUGCGACUCUUAUGAGUGGGUGAAGAAUCAUCUGUAAAUCCCUCGAAUUGCUUCUUGACAACACCUCGGUGCUCUUCAAGAUUAUAGGUAUGCGGUAUAUUAAAUGUACAUGUAGUGAUACGCCAUAUACGUUAAUCCAUGUUGUACUGACAUCGGGUUUUCCCUGCGGCAGUAACUUUUCUAAUUUGCACAAUAAAAUUGUUGUAUCUGUG
Messenger RNA from Anguilla anguilla (European eel), 2133 nucleotides. It is a transcript of the gene trim13, whose product is annotated as tripartite motif containing 13. Lineage: Eukaryota; Metazoa; Chordata; Actinopteri; Anguilliformes; Anguillidae. Gene Ontology annotation, biological process: innate immune response; positive regulation of canonical NF-kappaB signal transduction; positive regulation of macroautophagy. The record is from RefSeq and is a predicted model, not a curated record. The transcript has 2 exons. Gene Ontology annotation, molecular function: zinc ion binding. The coding region runs from base 541 to 1749 and encodes 402 amino acids.